GGUCGGAGCAUUGUUGGAACGCCUCUCGUUUCCCCUCCGCCAUUACAGUGAGAUCCAUGGAGUGAUUGUGGUUAUCGGGUGAUUUUCCAGUGAUUAAUCCAUAGUGUGUGGGUUGAGACCAAUCCAAGUGUCGUGUCAAAAAUGGAUAUAUGAUGUCUACGCACUCUCAGACGAACGGGGCAAGCUUAGAAGAUUGCCACACCAAUUUCUUCGCCCUGACUGACUUGUGCGGAAUAAAAUGGCGAGUGUACGCUUGGGACAACCCUGGCGGCGGCGGUGGCUGUGGCGGCGGCGGCGGUGGCGGAGUGGGGGGAGGGGGCGGACCAGCUGACCCCCUUGAGGACCCCGUGCUGGUGUCCUAUGCCCGCAUGAUGGCCGCCGACGUGCUGUGCGUGUGGCGGAGGACUUGGCGCGUUCCUCAGGAGCCCAUGCCCACCACGCAGCACCAGGCGCAGCAGCAGCACCAGCACCGCCACUCCCUCAGGCACUCGCCCAAGGAACUCUGGGUCUUCUGGUACGGCGACGAUCCUGACCUCACCAACCUGCUGGCGCCCGAGCUGCUCAAGAGCGGCGGUGAGUACAUGCGUCUUGGUGCCUUCUCCUCGGGCAGGCCGGGCGGGGUGGGGGCGGCUGGGUGCUCCUGCCGCGGGGGUCUUCCCACGAUCCUUCAGUGCCAGGUGGAGCGUGUCCCCCGGCAGCGGCAGGGUCGGUCGUCACACCCAGUGGCGAUGCUCUCCGCCCGUCCCUCCCCCGCGAGCGAGCGUGGGAAGGGCGGGAGUUGCCGUUUUGAGGAAGCCGAGAGGGCAACGGGUGGUUAA
Molecule: messenger RNA, 818 nt
Organism: Penaeus indicus
Lineage: Eukaryota; Metazoa; Arthropoda; Malacostraca; Decapoda; Penaeidae
Product: mediator of RNA polymerase II transcription subunit 13-like
Exons: 3
Coding region: 150-818 (222 amino acids)
Biological process (GO): positive regulation of transcription by RNA polymerase II
Cellular component (GO): mediator complex
Molecular function (GO): transcription coactivator activity
Source: RefSeq, a predicted model, not a curated record